GCUCUUUUACUAAACUACUUCAGGAUUCUUCUAAUAGCAACCUGACCCAAUCGUCCGACUCAAACUUAGAAGUCAAUUUUUUUCCAUAUUUUUCUCAUUUCCUUCUCUUGAGGCAAGGGUUUAUCGGAAACAGCCUUGCUACCUCUCAAGGUAGGAGUAAGGUUUGGUACACUCUAUCCUCCCCAGACUCCACUUGUGGAAUUAGAAAAAGAAAAAAAAAGAAAAAAAGAGAAAGUCAUCCUCUUCCAUAAAUUAAUGCUAACCAAUUACUAAAAAUUUCUACUUAUCCUACUUUCUCGGUAAAAUAUAAUAAUGAAGUAAUUAACGCACCCCCAUUUGUUUUAGCAAAUUGAAACUGAUGCAGAUUGCUUACUUAUAAGCACUUAAAUGUACUUAUAAGCACUUAAAUGGAAAUAUAACUAAUUGGGAAGACCAGCUGAUUUAGUAGCAAUCUACUACAAUUGCAAAUUAUUUAAUUUCUUGCAUUAACGAGCCAAAAUUAAGUAAUUCCUUUAUCUCCAAAUCACAAAAACAGUUCUUACCAUGAAUGGAUUUCCCCCUUCUUUUUUAUGGCCUUAAUUAUUUUCCCUCUUAAGAGAAUAUGUUCCUAUUUAGCUUCAUCUUGGGUUGUGGCUAUAAAUAUCAUUUCAGAGCAAUGUAUUAUCCAGGCAAAUCAACCACAGGGUUGAAACUAGUUUUAAAGAAAUUCUUUUAAAGUCAAAAUGGUCAAACACCGAAGUUUCUUCAUUUUAUUCAUCACCAUAGCUGUUAUUUUUUUAGUUGUAGCAUUUGAAACUAAACAGGUAGAAGGAGAUUUGGAUGGCAAUGGAUGGAAUAAUGCCCAUGCCACAUUUUAUGGAGACAUGAAGGGUGGCGAUACCAUGCAGGGAGCUUGUGGUUAUGGAAAUUUAUUCCGGCAAGGUUAUGGCCUGGAAACAGCAGCACUAAGCACAACACUCUUUAACAAUGGAUCAACCUGUGGAGCUUGCUUUCAAAUAAUGUGUGCCAAUGACCCUCAAUGGUGCAAUAAAGGCGCAGUCAUAACUAUAACCGCCACCAAUUUCUGCCCUCCAAAUUACACAAAAACUGUAGAUAUUUGGUGCAAUCCUCCACAGAAGCACUUUGAUUUAUCAAUGCCUAUGUUCUUAAAAAUCGCCAAAUAUAAAGCAGGUGUUGUCCCAGUUGUUUACAGAAAAGUCAAUUGUCACAAAAAAGGAGGGCUCAAGUUUGAGAUUAAAGGGAAUCCUUAUUGGAUUCUUGUUCUUGUGUUCAAUGUGGGAGGUGCUGGAGAUGUUGCCAAUGUCAAAAUCAAAGGAUCUAAGACUGGAUGGCUACCGAUGUCGCGAAACUGGGGCCAAAAUUGGCAGAUUUCUCAGCAAUUACUAGGACAGAGCUUGUCUUUCAAAGUACAAACUAGUGAUGGUCGAUGGGUUCAAUCUGAUAAUGUUGUUCCAGCUAACUGGAAAUUUGGUCAGACAUUCGAAGCGAAAAAUAAUUUUAUCUGAUGAUGUAUUGUGGAAAAUAAAUCUUCUUGAAUCAAUGUAGUCUAAAUUUCUUUUGUCCAAUUAAUUCUCAGUACUUCGAGUCGAGAUUGAGCGACAAAUAUACUCGGAUGGAAUAUGCUCAGUGUUAUUCUUAUGAUAAUUUGGGAAGAGACCACCU
Messenger RNA from Lycium ferocissimum, 1662 nucleotides. RefSeq names its product expansin-A22-like. Lineage: Eukaryota; Viridiplantae; Streptophyta; Magnoliopsida; Solanales; Solanaceae. Gene Ontology annotation, cellular component: extracellular region. The record is from RefSeq and is a predicted model, not a curated record. Gene Ontology annotation, biological process: plant-type cell wall organization. The transcript has 2 exons. The coding region runs from base 723 to 1505 and encodes 260 amino acids.